CGGGGCCGGGGCCUGCGGGACGCCAUCGCGGCGGGGCCGAGUCCCCGGCGGCGGCGGCGGGAUGGCGGCCGAGGGGAAGGUGACGGGGCAGAGCCAGGAACAGUUCCUGCUGCUGGCCAAGGCUGCCCGCGGCGCCGCGCUCGCCAGUCUCAUCCACCAGGUGCUGGAGGCCCCGGGCAUCUACGUCUUCGGGGAGCUGCUGGACAUGCCGGCCGUCCGCGAGCUGGCCGACUCCGAGUUCUCUCCCGUCUUCCACCUGCUCACCAUCUUCGCCUACGGCACCUACGCCGACUACCUGGCUGAAGCAGCAAACCUCCCUCCCCUGACAGAGGCUCAGAAGAACAAACUGAGGCACCUGUCAGUCGUCACUCUGGCUGCCAAGAUCAAGUGCAUCCCGUAUUCGGUGUUGCUGGAGCAGUUACAGCUGAAGAAUGUCCGGCAACUGGAGGACCUCGUGAUCGAGGCGGUGUACGCAGAUGUGCUGCGAGGGAGCUUGGAUCAGCGGAACCAGCGCCUGGAGGUGGAUUACAGCAUUGGGAGGGACAUCCGGAGGGAGGAGCUAAGCACCAUCACCCGCACAUUGCAGGAGUGGUGCCAGGGCUGUGAGGUUGUGUUGUCUGGCAUUGAAGAACAGGUCAGCCGAGCCAACCAACACAAAGAACAACAGCUGGCACUUAAGCAGCAGAUAGAGAGUGAGGUGGCAAAUCUGAAGAAGACAAUUAAAGUGACAACAGCAGCUGCUGCUGCAGCCACAUCUCAAGACCCAGAACAGCACCUCACAGAGCUCAGGGAACCUGCCCCUGGCACCAACCAGCGCCAGACCAGCAAGAAGACUUCCAAAGCCAAAGGGCUCCGGGGCAGUGCGAAGAUUUGGUCUAAAUCAAACUAGUUGGAUCUCCCUUCACAGGUGGGAGGGUGAGAGGAAGAGACUUGGGACUCUUGCUACCCCUCCAUCUCCUAAGUGUGAUGCUCCUGAGCUCAUCUCUGAGAUCUGUCUUGCCAACUAAUUUUCCUGCAUGUUCUCUUUUCUGUCUUCUUUACUUCCUUUCUGGGCAGUGCUUCCCACCUUUUAAUCAUGACAUUUCACACUCUAAGCUUCCAGUUGAAUGCGUUGCUGUUUCCCCUACCCCUCAAGGUUCCGUCACCACAAUCACAUUUCUUUCUCUGUCCCUGUCUUUUGACAGGUAAAUUUAAAGAGUCAUAAAAGUCUGUCUGUCACCUUUGCAUCUGUAGGGCAUCACAGAAGCUUGGAAAGAGUGCAGUGAUGCUCAGCAAUCAUUUUGGCUCUCUGAUACCCCUGGGACACUUUGUUCCAGGAUGCAGCUGCCAUCUUUGAUUGUUUAAUCUUUGUUUUGCUAGGUGGGAGGGUAGUUUUUGAAGGGAUUCUUUUAAAAGAAUAUAAAUAUAUUAUAAAUAUAUAUA
This is a messenger RNA of Phasianus colchicus (ring-necked pheasant), 1422 nucleotides long. RefSeq names its product COP9 signalosome subunit 7A (gene COPS7A). Gene Ontology annotation, biological process: COP9 signalosome assembly. The record is from RefSeq and is a predicted model, not a curated record. Gene Ontology annotation, cellular component: COP9 signalosome. NCBI's taxonomy places the organism in Eukaryota, Metazoa, Chordata, Aves, Galliformes, Phasianidae.